This is a messenger RNA of Corapipo altera (White-ruffed manakin), 1447 nucleotides long. RefSeq lists its product as uncharacterized. The record is from RefSeq and is a predicted model, not a curated record. The transcript has 3 exons. Bases 292 to 993 code for a protein of 233 amino acids. Lineage: Eukaryota; Metazoa; Chordata; Aves; Passeriformes; Pipridae.
ACAAAAAAUAAACAAUUAAGCAAGAAAUCUUAUCCUUGGACUUAUUAAAUACUUUUUUAUUAUUAUUAUUUGUCGUCCAGCCUAGGGGUUCCUGCCUCCCCCUCAGCACGCCUGUAACCCUAAGGUAGCCGGGCGGUGGGGGUUCGAGGCUCCCUCCCUCCUUUUGCCCUUCACGAGAGCGCUUUUCUGGGCGCACAAGUGUGUGUGUGAGGAGCGGAGAGGAGCACCGAGAGGGAGAUUGGGACAAUAGCUGGAGUGGAUUAUGCAUUCCCGUAGGCGAUACUUCCCUAUAUGAGCUUCAGGAUGCAGUUGGAAGCUCGGGAACAAAGCGGGCAUCGAAUGUCAAGGGCAGAAAAGAAAACUUUAAAAGAGAAAGAGAGAAGUGGGAGUGGGGAGGACGGGGGAACCCCUGAUUCCUCAGUGAUCUGCACAGCUCGGACAGACCUACAAGUUCCCCUUCGCCUCUGCCAGACAAGUCCCGUAGGAGAAAAAACCCCAUGCCUGAACUUUUACCGUGGCUUGGGGUUUAUACAAUUCUGGCUCCAUUUCAGAAAUCUCGAAAGGGGGGAAAAAAACCCCAACAAACACCAAAAACAACAAAAGAAACAAAAAGGGAAAAGAAAGUUUGGAUUUAACUCUUUGUUGCUAAAAACCCCACCACAACCAAACCCCCAGCCAUUAGCAAAAGCGAACAGCGUCACUGGCAGUCGGUGCCCGGUCCCGAGGCGGCCCUCCCCGCCACACAACGCCGAUGGCCGGCAGGGAGAGGCAGCCCCAGCCCUGACAACCAAGCACCUUGGGUGCAGCCGAGCCCCGGAGCUCCCCCCCCUGCCCCACGGAGGGGGCAGCACUCCCUCCGAACAUUGUGGGGGAAGGCAGCCCCUCCUGGGAUCUGCGGGGCUGGCAGGGAAGUUUUUGGUACUGCUAAAGGCAUAUAUACACACACAUACACAUAGAUCUAUCUAUAUCAUACACACACAUCUUUAUAUAUAGAUUUAUAUGUAGGUGUCUAGUCUAUGUUUAAAUUAUUCUAUCUAUACACACAGUCCUCCCCUGAUGAGGUCAUUCUCCCAUAUAUACGAGACUGGGUGCAUGGUGCCAGAAUUUAACUCCCAAGAUCUUAUCUCUGGCGAUCUGAAAGCAAUCUAAAGUAAAUGUUAGCAGAAGGGGAAAUAAAUUUUGGAGAGAAACAUUCAACAAGGUGUCCCUGAAGCCUUUUCCCCCGCCCUCCCCAGCCGAUGUACCCAUGCACUUUAUGCCAAAGAGAGCCAUUUCGGAGCAAGGGACUCCUGCUUCAGAGCAAGGACAGGCUGCACCCCGCGUCGUGGAUCUCUGCCUGGCUGGGGCUGCACCUUGACAAUUUUAAUCUCCUCUUCCCUUUCCCGAGCGAUGCUCUCCUCUCUAAUGCGCUAAUUUGCUGCAGCUUAUUUAUUUUAUUUUUUCCCCC